Molecule: messenger RNA, 2346 nt
Organism: Chaetomium fimeti
Lineage: Eukaryota; Fungi; Ascomycota; Sordariomycetes; Sordariales; Chaetomiaceae
Exons: 2
Coding region: 1-2346 (781 amino acids)
Biological process (GO): mitochondrion inheritance
Cellular component (GO): mitochondrial inner membrane
Source: RefSeq, a predicted model, not a curated record
AUGACCUCUGGGCCAACGACGACCCAACUGGGCCGCCAGUUUUGGGGUUCCAUCCGCAGUUCCGUCACAAUCCUCGCCGCAAGACUCCCGACACGCCGACCCCUCCCAGCUCAGCCACCGUCAGUGCAGUCCUUAUUCAACACAUCACACGGCCAUAACACCCACUUCUUCCACACAGCCCGCCGAUUCUUCCAACCCCACCCCUCGCGGAUCUCGCCCAAGAAUGUCCGAAAGAGCUGUACCUCCGGCGGCCUUCUGCUGCUCGGCUUGGGCUCCAGCCCGUCCUCUACGAGUACGGUUGUGACGACUUGCACCGCAGCGGCAGACUCGGCGCUCGCUGGUAGCUCUGGACAGAGGGCGAAUCUGAGCUAUCUGGCCAAGCGAGCAUGGACUCGGAGCCGGCAAGCUAGGAGUGGGCCGGGGCGCCAGGUAGGGUCGGGAACGAGGGCGAGCAGCUCGAGGUCAAAGGGGGGUGGGGACAAGAGCAAGGUGGUUCCGCCAAAACGGGAGCCCGAGACACCUCAACAAACCCCCGCUAGGCCACCACCACCACCACCCGGGUCCCCCGAGCACGAAUCCCUGGCGGACUCGAUGUCCAAAUAUCUGCAUCUCCCGAAGAUGCCGCAUCGGCCGACAAAGGAGGAGCUGCUUGCCGCGGCCAGCGGGUUUCGACAACGCUUGAGGGUGCGGUUCAAAUGGUUCUCCAUCAGGAGCAUGAGGCCUUGGAAUGCAGACGAAUGGGGGGCGUUUGUCUCCUGGUUCUUGUUUGGGCACCUUGUGUGGAUCUUGGUCGGAACCACAACCUUUUUCUCACUCAUCAUUCUCACUAUCAACACCGUGUUUGCGCAAGAAACCCUUGCCAAGUGGAUCGGUGACUACCUCACCCAGUCGGCCGGGCUCACCGUCGUGUUCGAAUCGGCCAUCGUGCCGAAAUGGAAAGACAACGUCAUCACUUUCCGUAAUGUCUUCGUCUCUCGACGACCGGGCCAAGGGAAGUCAACUGUGAAAAAGGGAUCUUCCAACGCUGCCGCGGAAGCGGCUGCCGCAAGGAAGGCGGGUUUGGACACAGCUGUCGAGGAAGAAGACGACGGCAAUUACACGCAGUUCGACGUGACAAUCGACACGGUCAACGUCACUUUAUCAUUCAUCAAGUGGUGGAACGGCAAGGGCCUCCUGAAAGACGUCGAGGUCAAGGGCGUUCGAGGCGUGGUGGACAGGACAUCGGUUCAGUGGAGUGGUGAGGCCGUGGACCCGCUCUCGUACCGACACGAGCACAACCCAGGGGAUUUCGAGUUGGAUCAUUUUAGGAUGGAAGAUUUGUUGGUCACAAUCCACCAACCAAGCGGUUUCCGUCCGUUUUCCGUCUCCAUCUUCUCCUGCGAGCUCCCUCAACUGAGGAAGCAGUGGCUCUUCUACGACUUCCUCUCCGCGUCACACAUGUCGGGUUCGUACGACGGGUCAUUAUUUACUAUUCACCCCCGUCAAAUACACGGCAUAUCCUCUGCUAGUGAACGACGGCAGGACGAGUUCGGCGACUCAUCCGUUUGGAAGAAAUUCUCUCGGCUACGCAUAGAUGGGCUCAAGAUCGACCACCUGAACCGUGGCGUCGAGGGGCCGUUCGGCUGGAUCUACGAAGGCAACGUCGACAUCGUGGCCGACGUCAUGUUCCCAACCGACCCCGCAGAGGGCAUCGGCAAAGUCGUAGCUGACUUCUAUGACAAGAUGGAAGAAGCUGUGACAAGCAACCGCUACAUCAACAUCCUCGACAACAGCUACGACCGCAACCCCAAACCCGAAUCUGACACUAUUGACAACUCCACAUCAGGCGUUUUCAACAACCACAACGACAUCAACGCCACAAAUUACUCCUCCCCUCUCGAAGAGGCCAUCUCCACCCCGACCAGCCUCGCCGACACGACCCCCACCCCGUCCUCACCGCCCACCGAAGCGGAAGAAGAAGACGACGACGCGCCCUCGUCCUACCUGGUCAUGGACAUGCGGAUCCACCUCAACGACGUGCGGGCGGCGGUGCCGCUCUUCAACAACCCGCACAUCAGCUACGUCAACCAGGCGCUGGUGCGGCCCAUCGUGGCCUACAUCAACGCCAAGCGCACCUACAUCCCCAUCACCUGCCGCAUCGUCAAGCGCCUGCCCGACUUCGACGGCGCCUGGACCGUCUGGGACUGCGGCCUCAUGGACGACACCUCCGCCGAGGUCUAUUCGGCCUUCGCCCGCGACGUCGUCGACCAGCAGAGCCGCGUCCGCCGCUUCAAGAGGGUCGGUCUGUGGACUGUGAGCUUGGUGGUGCAUGCGCUGUUGGCGGGCGUGGCGGGGGAUUUGAUGUAG